Ceutorhynchus assimilis (cabbage seed weevil) is the source of this 2197-nucleotide messenger RNA. The record is from the annotation of a GenBank genome assembly. NCBI's taxonomy places the organism in Eukaryota, Metazoa, Arthropoda, Insecta, Coleoptera, Curculionidae.
AAGAGUUUUAAUCGAUAAUUUUUGGUCAUCAAAAUUAGUACCUGCAAAGAGGUAUUUUUUUUGCAUGCCAUCAUGAAGAACUUUGCGAUAGUUUUUGUGUCGUUACACUUAUUAUGGACUGUAACAGCUUUUAAACUAAAUGACGGUCAAACAUCAGCAACCAAAAAAUCCGACUACGUUCUUCUCGAUGAACCACACCCAUGCACCCGAAAAUGUAUCCAGGGUGAGUCCAUGGUGUGCCACUACAACUUCGAAGUAGAAAACUACUACACCAUGUCCAAAGCGUGCCACGAUUGUCCAUCUAACCGUACCGAUUGCUUCAAGAAAGAUUGCAUAGCAGCAGACGGACACGAUCGAGCCCUAGUUUCUGUAAACAGGCAAAUACCUGGACCUUCUAUUGAAGUGUGUCUAGGCGAUCAAAUAAUCGUCAAAGUCGAGAACCACUUGAUGACGGAAAGUACCACCAUCCAUUGGCACGGCCAACAUCAAGAAGCCACACCCUACAUGGACGGAGUCCCUUACGUGACCCAAUGUCCAAUUCCACCCAAAACUUCUUUCACGUAUAAUUUCAAUGCUACCUAUGCCGGCACCCAUUUCUGGCACUCACAUAUAGGUAUGCAAAGGGUCGAUGGUUGUUACGGUCCACUUGUAGUGCGAGUACCCGAAGAAAGUAACGCACUUGCGCCUGUUUACGAUUACGAUCUUCCUAUACACACCAUGAUGUUGAUCGACUGGGAAGGAAUAUCUGCAGUGGAAAAGUUUUUGUAUCACAGUCAUAGUAUUGGUAAUAAUAAGCCUGCUACGCUUUUGAUUAACGGUAUGGGCAGUCAAAAGGAGUUUGUUCAUGAGAAUAAAACUAUAUAUACACCAUUGGCAAGAUUUCCAGUAGACCAAGGCUACAGGUAUCGUUUUAGAGUGAUAAACGCAGGAUAUUUAAAUUGUCCCAUUGAAAUGUCGGUUGAUAAUCAUACAAUGGAAGUGAUUAGUAGUGAUGGAGCUGACGUAAAACCAGUUAAAGCCGACUCCCUUGUGACCUACGCAGGAGAAAGAUUUGACUUCGUUUUAACUGCUGACCAACCGAAAAGUCUUUACUGGAUCAGAUUCCGUGGUUUGAUGGACUGCGACGAAAGAUAUAACAUGGCCCAUGAAGCUGCCGUAUUAGAGUACUACACAGGAUCAGCUAAACGUGAGGAUGAUAUAACAACUAAUUCAAGAUUCUUAAAAGAUUUUGUUGAACUGAAAGAUGACAUUCUCCCUCCAAGCAAACCUAAUUGGAAUGAUUCUCAUAAGCCAGGCAUUCAAAUCAAUUCUCUAAAUGAAGGCACAGAAGGCAAAAAAACACACAUCAGUAUGCCCGAAUUGUCGGCCUUGCAAAAAUGGGACCGCAGUUUGGAGUUCAAGCCCGAUGUCCAGCUUUUCCUUGGCUACGAUUUUUACAAACUGGAAAAUUAUCACUUCCACAGGCCCGGCUACGAGUUUUAUAAUGUUACUCCAGCUAACCAAAUGCUUACUCCUCAAAUAAACCACAUUUCAAUGGAAAUGCCAUCGUUUUCGUUGUUGAGCCAAAGAGAUGAAAUUGUAGACGAUACGUUCUGUAACGAAACUACUGUACAAGAUAAGGAUUGUGUCAACAAUUAUUGCGAAUGCCCUUACGUUUAUCAGAUCCCUCUAGACGCUGUCGUCGAACUGGUAAUAAUUGACGAAGGUUUCGCCUACAACGCAAAUCAUCCCCUUCACCUCCACGGCUACGCCUUCCGUGUCGUAGCAAUGGAAAAAAUCGGCGAAAAUGUCACAGUGGCUCAAGUCAAAGAACGCGACGCCCAAGGUUUAAUUAAAAGGAAUCUUUUGGAUGCACCUUACAAGGAUACAGUAACUGUGCCCGACGGUGGUUACACGAUCGUGAGGUUCCACGCAACAAAUCCAGGAUUCUGGAUAUUCCAUUGCCAUUUGGAAAUGCACGUUGAAGUUGGCAUGGCCCUAGUAUUCAAAGUAGGCGACAAUAAGCAAAUGCUAAAAGUACCCGAAGGAUUUCCGCGUUGCGGCAAUUAUGCACCAAUUGCAAGCAAUUGAAAGAACAAAAUUUGAAUCAUAAAUCAGAUUAUAGAGACACCAAAAAGUUGCCAUAUUAGUGAUAUUAAAAAUCCUUAAAAUUGUACAAAUUGUGAAUAUAAAACCUAUUUUUGAUUUGAUUUCCCAG